Pseudoliparis swirei is the source of this 2705-nucleotide messenger RNA. RefSeq names its product ring finger protein 217 (gene rnf217). Gene Ontology annotation, molecular function: ubiquitin protein ligase activity; zinc ion binding; ubiquitin conjugating enzyme binding. Lineage: Eukaryota; Metazoa; Chordata; Actinopteri; Perciformes; Liparidae. Gene Ontology annotation, cellular component: ubiquitin ligase complex; cytoplasm. Gene Ontology annotation, biological process: protein polyubiquitination; positive regulation of proteasomal ubiquitin-dependent protein catabolic process; ubiquitin-dependent protein catabolic process. The record is from RefSeq and is a predicted model, not a curated record.
GUCCCGGGGGAAGAGAACCGCUCACUAAAUGGGGAGAGCACUCUCGGGGAUGGACGAUGACGAACCGAUAGCCGACGCCUGUAUUAUGCCGAGUUUAAUGAGCAGUCUCGAGGAUGGGAGAGGGAAACUGUCCCGCAACCCGCGGACAGAAACUUCCUUCGUGGACUGCAAACUUGAACCGUCGGUCAGAGAUUUGAGUCGCCGCGUCACCCGGUCGAACUCCCGGUUGUCGCUCGACGGAGGUGAGCGGUACUCGGAGGAGAGAGGCGGCGGCGGCGAGGCGAAGGAUGCGAAGGGCAACAACAACAACAACAACUGCAACGGCGGAGGAGAGAGGAGGAGGAGGGCGAGUGCUGUCGAGAUUUUGAGGAGGAAUUUCGGCGUUUCGAGGUCCCCGUCCUUGUGUUUCAAUACGAGCAGUCGGAUGCAGCGCGGCGCCGAGCUGGAGCCCCGCGAAGCCAACGGCCACAGCGACGUUUCUAACGGUCGCGCAACAGAAGCUGGCGAAUGUAAAAAGUUGGAGCGAGAAACGGGCGACGCGGGGACUAAAAACGAGCCCACCGCGAGCGACUCGACCGCUUCUGAUGCGAAGGGAGUCGAGCGCGUCGCCGUUACGAGUCGGCGAAGUUCGACGCGCGACGGUGACGCCGACGCGGUCGCUUUGGACGAGUCUCUUAACGGCAAAGAGCACGUCUACUGCACCGUGUAUUGUAUCGAGAGCGAAAGUCGCCGAAAAAAAGACGUUGAAAUCACGGACGAUGAAGCGGUGGCGUCGGACGCACCGGACGUGGCGUUGGACUCGGAGGCGGGACGGGAAGCUGCUCCGAGUCCCGAACCCGCGGCUCUGUACACGCUGGACGACCUCGUGGAUCCUCUCGGCGACGUGGCCCGUCGGCCGUCCGCGCGGCAGGCCGGUGCUGAGACUGCGACGCAGAGUUGCCGGGUGUGCCUGGAAGAGAAAACCAUCGCACCCUUGCCGUGCUGCAGGAAGGCCGUGUGCGACGAGUGUCUGAAGCUCUACGUCAGCUCCCAGGUGCGAGUGGCCAAAUCGUACAUCGGCUGUCCGAUCCCCGAGUGCAGCGGCUACCUGGACGAGGGGGUGGUGAUCUCCCACUUGGCCAACGAGGACGUGGCCAAGUAUCGCUACUUCCUGGAACUGAGUGAGCUGGACUCGAGCACCAAGCCCUGCCCCCAGUGCAGCCAGUUCACCUCCCUGAAGGGGAGCGACCCCAACCACUCGGAGCACAAGUACAAGAUCCAGUGCAGCAAUUGCCAGUUUGUGUGGUGCUUCAAAUGCCACGCGCCGUGGCACAGCGGGGUCAAAUGCCGCGACUACAGGAAAGGAGACAAGCUGCUGCGAGGCUGGGCGAGCGUCAUCGAGCACGGCCAGAGAAACGCCCAGAAGUGCCCACAGUGCCGGAUCCAUAUCCAGCGUACGGAGGGAUGUGACCACAUGACGUGCACGCAGUGCAACACCAACUUCUGUUACCGCUGUGGAGAGCGUUACCGGCACCUACGGUUUUUUGGGGACCAUACAGCCAACCUCAGCGUGUUCGGAUGCAAGUAUCGCUACCUCCCGGACAAACCUCACCUGAGGCGGCUCGUCAGAGGGUCGGUCUGUGGCUCUAAGGUGCUAAUAGCUCCAGUGGUCAUUUUGCUGGUCGUGGUGCUCGGAGCUCUCGCACUGGUGAUAGGAUUGGUGGUCUUCCCGGUCUACUAGUGUAAGAGGAGGAAGAAGCAGCGAGCGCAGGGCUCCGGACGCUGGAUCUGACCACGCAACACACACACACACACACACAGCUGGAAAGACGACGCCCACACGUCUCCUCUGUCCCGGGCCGACGUCUCGAGAUCAACAAACCGAAUUGGACCGGAUGGGAAAUGAACACGUGAGGUGGCGUCGAGGCUGUGAUACGAGGAUGUUUUGCUGCUGCCAAAAGGAACGCCGGAUAUAUUCGAAUAGAAAAAAAUACAGAAUAGACUCAGAAGAUUGAAGUAGAUUGUGGCCUGAGUGCUCUCCACGCGAUGGAGGUGUUUGAAUCCCCUUCAAUUUCACAAGCGAUUUCAACCCGAGCGCUUUCUCUCUGGCCUCGGACGCGCGACAGGAAGGGUCAGCGCGGUGGACGUCUGCAAGCGUCGCACUCCUCCGUCACGCUUUUAAACCCACGGCCGCUUUUGUUUACGGCUGCAGAAGAAGAGCGGGGGCUCGGAGCUCAGUCAGCCCGAAGCGACGACGCGUUGUUGUGGAUGAAGGAAACCGUAAACGCCGACUGUUGGGAAAACGAUGGGAGGAGGUCAGAGAUUAAUAGCGGAGGACAUUUUAACUUUUGCAAAGGUUUCGUCGGUCAUUUGUUCACAAAGUGCAGGAUGGAAACUGAACGUAGGGCCGAGGCGCGAUGGAAAAGGGAGUUCUCACAGAUGCAACAUCGCUGGACUUUACAUUUGUUCAACGUUCAUCUUUUUUUUGACAAAGCACACACUAUUCAAAAUAAAAUGACGGGACUUUAGGGAGACGCAAAGACAACACGUUACUAUUGUUGGCUGACAUGGAUGACCUUGACUCUGCCUCACCUCAAGUGUUUUGCUGGAAGAUUUUAAAGUUGGGUCGUGUGUGUGUCCUCACCCUGAGAGUCUAGUUGUACAGGCCACGCCCACCAUAGCGUAAAAAGAGAUGUUCCUCUAUUGCAAACACAUAUUCAGCACCG